Messenger RNA from Lutzomyia longipalpis, 2999 nucleotides. RefSeq names its product flexible cuticle protein 12-like. Lineage: Eukaryota; Metazoa; Arthropoda; Insecta; Diptera; Psychodidae. Gene Ontology annotation, molecular function: structural constituent of chitin-based larval cuticle. The record is from RefSeq and is a predicted model, not a curated record. The transcript is spliced from 3 exons. Gene Ontology annotation, cellular component: chitin-based extracellular matrix. Bases 2617 to 2934 code for a protein of 105 amino acids.
CUACUUUUUUGUCUUGAUUUUUUAUUCGGAAUUUAAAUUAAUUACGUACAUAAUUUUAAUUGAAAACAUCUUGUCAUGGUAGAUAAAAGGAGAAGAUGUUAAAGAGUGAAUUAAAAUUGAAUCAAUAUGCUGAAUAUUGUGGCCAAAAUUUAAUUGCUUAUUGCUGCAUAAAGUUCUUCUACUCGCAGUAGGAUGAAAAAUUGAAGUUUUUUCUUCUUUAGUGUGUCAUUAGCGGUAAGAAAAAUGCAAAUUGCUUAGCCAUGAAGAAGAUCGUGAUUUUAAUUACUCUACUUUUAAAUUUAAGAUUUUCCUUUCAUCGGCUUUUUUUUGGUAAUGCAAUGGUAUUGAAUUUCUGGUUUCUUGCGGGUUGUAUAUACAUCCAAAGACGUUUGCCGAUGAAAUCGAAAGUUUUGCGUAUUUGUGGAUAAAAAGAUGGUUCUGAACUUGUUCUUAUACGUGGGAAAUUUGUGAUUUUUGCAAAAAUUCAGCUAUAUUUAUUGCUAUAUUCUUCUUCACGUUUAUCAUGAGGAUUUUUUGUGUGAUUAUUUUUAGCAUUUUAACCACAAAUCGACUUUAUAAGAAACUAGUCGUUCUCCUCGAGGUCGGCCUGUGUCUUCUUCCUUCUGAGACAAGAAUAAAGUAUCAUAUCAUUGUGAAAAAAAAAUUAAUUGCCAUUUUCUAAGUUAUGAGGAAUUUACAUAAGAUGGUAUUUUCCUCCUUUGGUGGAUACCUCCAAAAAAAAUCGAUUGCGAAGCUUCUAAAAAUCGCGAUGGCACUGAAAGCAAGAAUAUUGCGUUCAUUUUGGAACAAGAUCACCAAAAAGAUCAAUUCUUCAUUUUUUUUCUUCUCCUUUUGAAAACAAAGUUAUUUAGCUUCUGUAGGCUCAUGUUAGCGAUAAAAAUCAGAUAUUUCCUUCGCACUAAUGAGGAGACCAUAAAAUAGUUAGAUCGAUGCCACAAUAGAAGGAAUUCUUUGUUGGCACAUGGUGAAGUUGAAUUGAAAAAUGUCAAAGUCACACAUCCAGGAGAGACGAGAUGAUGUGUUAAUAGCAAGCAAACGUGAAUGCGCGCAGUGAAAGAGCUCGCAUCUAUGCUGGAAUGCAAAAUGAAGUACACACAAAAAAUGCUGAAAUAUUUAGCAUCUAAUAUUGCAUCUAGGUGAGAGUUUAAUAAUGUUAGGCAUAUAGUCAUCACCUUUAUCCCAUAAUUUUGCACAGACUUCACAUUAUUUGCUAAUAAAAAUUUAUAGUUUUCGGCUAUUAGGCUUUAUUGUUUCAUGGUAAAAAUUUUAUUUUUCAAAAUUUUAAUACUUAAUAGUUUUUUUUAAGAAAGUUGAAAGAACUGAAGAAAAAAUUUAAGACUCUUCGGAAAGACUUUUGAAAUAUUUUUAGGUCGGAAUUUAGAACAAUUUAAUACAUUUUGAAUUUCUUUCUUGGAGAAACUUAGGGAAACUUUCUUGGAAAAUCAAAAGAAAGUUUUCAUAGGUUCCAUAGGUAAUUAAGGCAACAUAGUUUGCAGGAUUAUUUCUGAAAAGUUUAUAAUUGCUGAAGUAAUUUAGACAAGAACAAUGGAGUUUAAAAAUAAAAUUAAAAAAAAAUAUACCUAAUAAUAAAAAAAUAAAUUAAAUAAAUCUUAAUGUUAGUAUGACCCUUAACAAUCUUAAUCGCUCUUUUUCUCUAUGUAUUGAGUGUGGGCUUUAAAAUUUCUUUAUUUUUUCAUAAAAAAUAUUAUCAGGAAUAAUCCUGCUUCUGUAAAAUUUUCACGAAUUUCACGUAAGGAUAAUUCUGCAAAGCAGGACUCAAUUAAAAUUCAAAAUGAGUUCUACAACAACUUCUUCCCAUCACAAAUUUUUUUUUCAUAAUUUUCAUGAAAAAUUCCUCUGUAUCUUCCUUCCGUUCUCUGGCCUGUGUCCCAGCAGUAAAAUGAAACUGAAAGUUUUCGCGCUUCCACGGAGAAGCUGUGAGGUAUAGUAAUGUGGAAUAUAACACUAUCGUGCAGAAGCAACAGCAUUGAGAAGGUCGCACGUUGUUUUUUUUUUCUUCAUACUGGCUGUGACGCGCAGAUACUCAUCUGGAGUGAUUGAUACGGAGAGAUGCGGAAUGUGUGGGUUAAUUUUUCGGUGUCUCUAGGCGGAAUCUCAGCAGUGGGUCCCAGGCGCAAUCGGAGUCUCCCCUUUGGCAUGGCAUUCCGCCAAGAAAAAAAAGUUUGAUCAUCAAAUUGCGCAAUUUGAACUCAUCCUCGUUGGUGCGCGUACUCGUCUGUGUUUGGGCACAAGAUGAGCCAGAGCUUGUGGGGCUGGAUGACCUACAACACUGCCAAAAAUUCCACAUGCAAAACUUACACGACGCGGCAUCCAACGGGGGGGAAUCUCAAACACCACCAUUUGCACGAAAGUGCGAUUGUGUUGUGCAGCACGGUCUGUUUUUUUCGCGACUUCUUACCUGGUUGGGGAAGUGACGGUGGUUCACUUUCAUAUGCACAUAGUACAGAGUGGUUGAUGAGUAUAUAAAGAGGUUGGAGGAUGAAUUGUCAUCAAUAGUUACCUCGUGCUCCAGCUGCAGUGAUCACAGCAAUUCUUUACCAAAAAAAAAAAAAACAAAUCAACCCAACACACAAAAUGAAGGCCUUUGUUGUUCUUGCUCUUCUUGUUGCCGUUGCCCUUGCUGCCCCCCUCGAUGAUUCAAAAAAUGCUCAGAUUCUCCGCUACGAGAACGACAACAUUGGUGUUGAUGGAUACAAAUUCGCCUAUGAAACAAGUGAUGGUGUUGCAAGGCAGGAACAGGCUGAGCUGAAGAACAUCGGAACAGAGCAGGAAGCUAUUGUUGUACGAGGAACCGUAUCCUGGGUUGGUCCUGAUGGUGUUACCUACAAACUCGACUACAUUGCCGAUGAGAAUGGAUUCCAGCCCCAGGGUGCUCACCUUCCCCAAGCCUAAGAACUGCCCCCCUCUCCCCUAUCUCCUUUCCCCCAAAAUCUAGUUUGUACAAAAUAUUCUUCCAC